AUGCAUUCUCAGCGAUCUUUACAUAACAGAUGCCCUCGUAGACAUCGAGGUUAAGCUAAAUGCAAUUCCUCACUGUGCCUAUAAAGCACUCAUGCUAACAAGUUUAGAGGAGACGACCAUGGAAAUAAAGCUAGCAAUCAACAUGGUUUUUCGUCCCAGAGGUAUGGUCAAGGAUAUCAGAGUCGCAGGAACUUGUCUUCUGGGCGCGAAAUCGAAUGAUAGCUCGGUAUGGGAUGGAAUCGUGGAAAGAUAUCAAAACAGACUAAGCGGUAGGGGAAGCAGGAACUUGUCUUCUGGGGCGAAGCUAUUUUUAAUCAAUGCGGUCCUCUCUGGUUCUCCAACUUAUUUAUUUUCAUUAUUCAAGGCUCCAAAGUCAGUUGUUAAGGAUUUAGAAAGGUACCAAAGAAGAUUUCUUUGGAACGGUAAGUCGGAGGGUAAUAAGAUGGCUUUGAUGGAUUGGAAGUUGUGUAAAAUGCCUGUCAAGAAGGGAGGUCUUGGCAUACAUGAUUUGAAGCUUUCCAAUGACGUUAUCCUUUCGAAAUGGCUGUGGAGAUUUGCGGUAGAGAGAGGAAGUUGGUGGCAGGGCUUGAUUAACUACAAAUAUCCGAAUGAAGUUUCUUGCUGGCAGACCAAGAGGGAAAGAAGUGGGUUUUCCAAGUCUGUUUGGGCUAACAUCAGUAAAGGAUAUGAUCAGUUCUGGAAUUUUGCUGCAAUUGAUCUGGGGAAUGGUACUCAAGUCUCCUUCUUGUAUGAUUGUUGGAUCCCUAGGAUCGUGCUGGCUGCUUCGUUUCCUCGCGUUGCUGCUGCUGUCCUUGACCCUGAAGCUCUUCUAUCUGACACUGCAAAUAUCCAUGGUGAUUUGGUGAGUUGGAAUCUUGAUUUCAAAUAUAUUUUGAGGGGUGGGGCAGCAAGGGAGAGGGAUGAUUUUAUGAACCUUUUAAACUCUGUGAAUUUGGCGUAUUCUUCUCAUAGUCCGUGCAGGAUCAUUUGGAAACAAGAGGCAAACUCGAAUUUCUCGGUGAUAUCAUUAUAUAGGGAGUUGGAAGACAUUCACUUAAGAGGUAUUGAGGAUUUUCCAGUGGAGAAAGUUUGGAUCUCGUGGAUCCCGAGUAAAAUUUGUUUUUUCAUAUGGCUGGUUUACCACAAUAGAGUGUUAACAUUAGACAAUUUGAAGAAGAGAGGCUUUUAUUUGGCGAAUAAAUGUGUUCUCUGUAUGAAGGAUGAGGAAACUGCUCAUCAUAUGCUUGUGGAAUGCAAAUACGUAAGGAACAUAUGGAGUAUGAUGUACUGCAGGAGGAGCAGGGUACCGAGAUGGAAUGGUGAGAUCGAUCAAGUAAUAGCAAACUGGCCGACUGCAUAUGGAGAUUGGAUUGAGAAGUGGUUCGAUGGAUGUAUUCUACAUUCCAUUUGGUGGGCUGUGUGGCUCGAGAGGAACCAGAGGACGUUCGAGGACAAAGCAACAUCUAUGAUGGUGGUGGGAAAAAAGGCGGCGAGGCAUUAGAAUGGAUUGUGGCAAAUGGAAAAGUGCAGAAAGCAUAAGGAAGGAGAUGGUUGUCAGAGAAGGGUUUAGUGUAUUAAUGGAUCAGGGAGGAGGCUGUGUAGAAUGGCUUCUAGUGUCUUUUUAUUGCUUAUUUAGAGGAUCGCGCGGUUCAUCUGGGCUGAGGGAAGUUGCUUGAUUCCUUUUGUUGGGGUUUCCUGGUGGGGGGAGGUUGUGUGCUGCAGUGUCCCGUGGUGGAUCGCGCAAGGGUGUAGUCAGUUUGGUUCCAGUGGCUGCGUGGGUACUCUGCUGUUGUUGUUGUUGGGUGCGGGGUUUGUUGUUGGCCGACCAGGGGGAGAUUCUUUUGUUUUCGUGGGUAGAGGAAUGUUGCGGGGAGCGGUUAAGGCUGGGUGGGGGUGUAUUGAUUGUUCGUUUGGGGGGGUCUGCUUACUGCAGGGGGUUUCAAGUCUCUUUUCGGUUGACAAUGUCUUUGUCACUGCUGUUCUGUUUUUCUGUUCUCUUUCCUUUCUUUUUCCUUUUGAAUUUGGGGUUUUUCCCCUAUUAUGUUCAAGAUCAUUUCUCUUGAUCCUGUUUCUUUGUGUACAGCUUCUUACCUUAGUCUAAUAAAAUUUCACCAUUAUAAAAAAAGGAUAUCAGAGUCUCGAUCGAACCCUUUGUCUCCCUUCUCGAUUUGUAGUACUUGACAUGGAUAUGAAUGAGGAUUACUCUAUCCUAUUUGAGAAGACGCCAAUAAGAAUCUUCCAAUCAACAUAACAUGAUAUAUGCAACAUGUAUGUUGACAAUCUCAAGUGUUUUCCUAGCACGGAACCCAUGACCAUGAUGUCGUAGGGGGAUGGCAAGACACAUGAUCAUAGUGAAUGUAGACAUCUGCUAUGAAUUUACUCAACCACGUAUGUGUAUAACUAGGCCUGUUAGUCGGUGCGGUUUCGGUUUAACCGAACCGCAAAGUCGGUUAGCCGACACCGAGAAGUAGACAAAAUAAAAAACCGCAACCGCCACCAAUCGCAAUGUCGGUUAGGCGAUAACCGCAACCGACAGUUUCGGUGUGAAUAGGCGGUUAGCCGACAACGACUGGAGAUGGAGAGGUCGUCGAUAAAAUUUUCAGGAAGGGGCCCGACAGGCCGCAGCGGCGUCCGACGACAACAGAUUUAGGUAAACGAUGACUCUGCGAGGUGGCGACCAGACAAAGGCAGUGAGGAUGUUGACGGUGUUGAUUCGGGCGCUUUGACCGACGCACGGCAGAGUGAGGAUGUGGAUGGCGGCGGAGUGAGGAUGUGAACGACGUCUCUCCUCAAGCCUCCUCUCGUCCAUGCAUGUCACUUAAAGUCCAGGAGGAAGAAGGGUAUGGCAGAUUAUGAUGUGAAGGAGGAAGACGAGAUCUAGAUUCGAGAUUGCGAUUAGCGAUGGAGAGUUAGAUGGGCGGCGCCGGCGAGGAUUGAGGACGACGGUCGGCCUUGACUAGAGAUACGACUUUGCUGGGAAGUGUGAUUGACCGUCGGCAAGAUCAAGAUUGGGAAUGACGGUAGUGAGGACGGCGGGUCGGCGAGAUCGAGAUUGCAAAGCAACAGCGGGCGGUGAAGCCGCGUAGCUAGAUUGGGAGGGGACGAUGGGUGGCGAAGUCAAGAUUGGAGAGGUAUGAGAGGAAAUUGGGAGCUAGAGACUUGGGAAGUUGGGUUCUGGGCGGAUGGGAAAUUGGGGAUGAGGAAGGAAGUCUUCGCACUCUGGGAACUGGAAUUUGGGAAGGAAAUAAAGGGGCUGGGCAGUU
This is a messenger RNA of Linum trigynum, 3263 nucleotides long. NCBI's taxonomy places the organism in Eukaryota, Viridiplantae, Streptophyta, Magnoliopsida, Malpighiales, Linaceae. The record is from the annotation of a GenBank genome assembly.